CUGAGAAACUCGUCUAUGCACUGCUCGACACUCAAAGCGAUACUACGUUUAUUGACCAAGAAGUGAGUGAUGGUCUUAAUGCUGACAAGUAUCCAGUGAAACUCAAGUUGACGACUAUGAGCGGCAGGGAUACGGUGAUCACAAGCGAAGGUGUCUCUGGGCUUCGUGUUAGAGGAUAUAGUUCUGCAGUUCAAGUCGAUCUUCCGGUUACCUAUACAAAGGACUGCAUACCUGUCAACCGCUCUCACAUUCCCACUUGUGAGACGGCUAAAAAAUGGAGUCAUCUGGCAGAAAUAGUGGAUGAAAUACAACCACUGAAGGACUGUGUAGUAGGUCUUUUGAUUGGCUACAACUGCUCAAGAGCUAUGGCACCAAGGAAGGUCCUUUUAGGAGACGACGAGGAACCCUAUGCUGUAAGGACUGAUUUAGGAUGGAGUAUUGUAGGGCGCUCACUACAAACUCAGGAUGUGUUGAGCACACAUCAUCUGUGUCACAGAAUUACAGUUAAAGAGCUACCUCCGUUAACUCCUACCGAUGUCAUUCGCGUUCUUGAGUCUGACUUCAAAGAUGGCAAUGACGACAGCAAAGUUGUGUCACAAGACGACAUCACAUUUCUUAACAUACUGGAGAAGGGAAUAAGGAAAAAUGUGUCUGGACAUUAUGAAAUGCCUCUGCCCUUCAAAACCAGGCCCAGCCUGCCUGACAACAAAGGCUCAGAUAUUACGCGCCUUCUUCACCUUAAAAGGAAAUUACAACGGGAUGAAAGGUAUAAGGAACAUUAUGUUGAGUUCAUGGAGGAAGUCAUUGGGAAAGGAGAUGCUGAGCAGGUCAAUGACGGUGGGAGUGAAGGGGAGAGAUGGUACAUUCCCCAUCAUGGUGUGCGUCACGCGAAGAAGCCAGAUAAACUUCGUGUGGUCUUUGAUUGCUCAGCCAGAUACAAAGGAACAAGCUUGAAUGAGCACCUCCUCUCUGGGCCCGACAUGUUGAACAACUUAGGUGGAGUUCUCAUCCGUUUCCGACAGCACCCAGUUGCGUUGAUGUGCGACAUUCAGAAGAUGUUCCAUCAGUUCCAUGUGGUUGAAUCUGAUCGCAACUUCUUGCGCUUCCUCUGGUGGAAGCAAGGAAAUUUGAACUCACAGCCCACCGAGUUUCGCAUGAAGGUACAUUUGUUCGGUGCUGCUUCUUCUCCGGGAUGUGCAAACUAUGGGAUGAAACAUCUAGCUAAGGAGAAUCGCGACAUCUACCCUCAAGGCUCAAGAUUUGUUAUGAGGAACUUUUAUGUGGAUGAUGGGCUCGCAAGCGUCGAAAACACCGAAGAUGCCAUUCAGCUUGCCAGGGAAGCUCGUGAACUCUGCGCCAUGGGCGGUCUCCGACUACAUAAAUUUGUGUCUAAUGACAAAAGGGUAUUAGAGAGUAUACCACUCUCCGAACGAGCCACCAACGUGAAGGAUAAGAAUCUCUCAUUUGAUGAAUUGCCACUCGAGAGAGCUCUCGGGAUUCAAUGGGAUGUGGAGUCUGACCGCUUCAAGCUUAACGUCAGCCUCAAAGAACAGCCUGCGACGCGACGCGGCAUUUUAUCUACAGUAGCUUCACUGUACGAUCCUCUUGGAUUUGUAGCGCCAGUCGUCCUCAAAGCAAAGAGCAUUCUUCAAGAGAUGUGCAGGCGAGGUACUGGCUGGGACGAUCCUCUUACUGAUUAGCUUCGACAUAAAUGGGAACAAUGGAAAAGAGAUCUAGCCCACUUAGAUAAUUUUACCAUAGCCCGUACCUACUCACCUGCUGGAUUUGGAAGGGUCUCUAAGACAGAGCUGCAUCACUUCUCUGAUGCCAGUGUGAGGGGUUAUGGUCAGUGUUCAUACCUGCGACUUCAAAACGAAAAGGGAGAUGUUCAUUGUGCCUUGGUUGUAGGAAAAUCACGUGUCUCUCCAACCAAAGUCACAACCAUCCCACGACUAGAAUUAACAGCAGCAGUUGUUUCCGUGAAAAUAAGCAACAUGCUUAAGGAGGAAUUGGGAUGCAUUAAUGCAGAGGAAUUCUUCUGGACUGACUCUAAAGUGGUCUUAGGAUACAUAAGAAAUGAAGCGCGACGGUUCCACACGUUUGUAGCUAACCGGGUUCAAAAGAUUCAGCUCAGCUCAGCCCCACAACAGUGGCGAUAUGUCCCGACAAAUGAGAAUCCUGCUGACCACGCCUCCCGGGGCUUGACUGCCAGU
Molecule: messenger RNA, 2213 nt
Organism: Silurus meridionalis
Lineage: Eukaryota; Metazoa; Chordata; Actinopteri; Siluriformes; Siluridae
Exons: 2
Coding region: 117-1700 (527 amino acids)
Source: RefSeq, a predicted model, not a curated record